GAAGGUUCAAAUCUCAAGGAUUUUGCACCUUUUACAUUUAGCAUUACUACACGUAUCAUUAUUGUUGUUGCCCUGCAUCAGUGCGUUUGUUCUUGAUUCUUGUUUGUUAUACGUUCUUUAAAUUAAAAAGUGAAUUUUGAAGUGUUUAAUCAUUUUUUAAUAAGUUUCAGUAUUUGGAAUCUUUAAUAGACUUUACAAUGGCUCUUGAUUUACAUCGAAAAUAUAUCGAAAGAAAACAAGAAAGCGCACCAUUGGUACCAAUCAAAGACAUAAUAAAUUCUAAGUACUAUUUGGAUCCAUUACAGUUGUUAGGAGAACGCGAUUUCAACGAACCUAGAGAAAUUAGCGAAAGUGAAGUAGGAACACCCGUACAAGAGUUUUUCCGGGAUGCAGUAGUUCUAAUUACUGGUGGUACAGGAUUUAUGGGCAAGGUUCUGACAGAAAAGUUACUCAGAUCGUGUCCGCAUAUCAAACAUAUAUAUUUGUUGAUCAGAUCUAAGAAAAACAAAAACGUCGAUCAAAGGCUUGAAGACAUAUUUGAAGAUAGGUUAUUCAAACGGUUAAAACACGAAGUUCCCAAAUAUUACCACAAAAUAUCUGCAAUAGCUGGUGACUGUGGUUUACCAGGACUUGGACUAAGUGUCAGCAGCAGAAAUACGUUGAUAAACGAAGUAAAUAUUGUUUUUCAUGGUGCCGCUACCGUUAGGUUUGAUGAACACAUUAGAACUGCAAUGAACAUCAAUGUUUCGGGCAUUAGAGAAAUGAUAAGCUUAUGUAGAAAAAUUACUAAUUUAAAGGUUUUAGCUCAUAUAUCAACUGCGUUUUCGAAUUGUACUCGAUUGUAUGUCGAAGAAAAAUUUUAUGAUAGCUCUGUGAACUAUAAAGAUAUUUUAGAAUUGAUUUCGACGAAAGAUGAUCAAACUCUUCAAGAUAUGACUAAUACAAUAAUUGGAAAUUAUCCAAAUACAUAUACAUUUACAAAAUCUUUGGCUGAAGAUGUGAUUCGAAACGAAGGGCAAGGUUUACCAAUGUUUGUUUUUCGACCCUCAGUUGUUAUUGCGACAUACCGGGAACCAGUAAGAGGCUGGAUCGAUAAUGUUUAUGGACCGACAGGGCUCGUUGUGGGAGCUGGAACUGGUGUAUUGCACACAUAUUUUGGACAUUCUGAAACUGUCACAGAUAUUAUUCCAGUAGAUAUAGUUGUUAAUGCGCUCAUAUGUUCAUCAAAAGAAGUUGCAACUACCAAGCCUGAUGAAAUACCAAUCUAUACGUGUUCUAGCUCAAGACAAGUACCUAUCAAAUGGUAUGAUUUCAUAAAAAUGAAUAAACAACAUGGGAUAUACUGGCCAACGAUUCGUGCCAUUUGGUAUUAUUCUUUUUGGCCAACAAACAACCCAUAUUUGUACGCUAUAUUGAAUCUAUUUUGUCAUAUCAUACCUGGAUACAUACUUGAUACAUUAGCUGUUAUGUCUGGUCAAAAGCCAAUCUUGUUAAAUAUUUACAAAAAGCUAGACAAAGUACGUGAAACUUUGGCCUAUUUUGCCAACAAAGAAUGGACUUUCGUAAACGAUCGAAUUCUAAGGCUAUGGGAUACACUUGAUUCACAAGAUCGCGAAUUAUUCAAUUUCGAUGUUAGGCAAAUAUCAUGGGAAUAUUUCAGUCAAGCGCACUGCCUUGGUCUGAGAGUUUAUCUAGUGAAAGAUGAUAUACACACGUUACCAAAUGCUCGAAAAAAAUGGGAAAGAUUACAUGCAGCUCAUAUAGUAGUUAAAACAUUAACAAUAAUAUUUCUAUUAUGGUUAGUCUGGUUACCAGUGUCAAUGAUUUUUAAAUAUAUGAUCUGAAUUAUUACGAGUUUACAAAACUGUCAAUAAUCUCAUGGGAAAUAAUGUUUCUUUCUUUUAAUUGAUGUAUGAUAUUUAAAUAGAAAAUAUAAAUUUCUUUCAAUUUGUAAAGCUAUUAUUUACUAUAUUUUAUGUAGGUUAAAUUUAGUUAAGUUUUUUAUCAAUUCUAUAUGUAAAAAUAUAUAUGUAAAAAUUGUACGAAAAAAAGCUCAACUAUCGUUCUUUAUACUUGAUUAUAAUAAUAGGCGCAACUAGGAGAUGGAAUAAAAAGAGCUUCGCUGCCAAAAAUAUUUGGAAAACUAUACUUAAUUUUAUAUAGUAUAAGAACACUUUUUAGGCAGGAGAAAAAUGUGUAUUUCUGUAAAUUUUUUUAAAUAAAGUUAACACUAUUUUGACAGAUCACAUUAAAAUAUAUGUCAAAAGAGAGGCCUAUUCAAGAAAAAAUUUACUGCCCUAUUUUUAUUUAAAAUGUUAGUUUUGCAUAGUCAAUAGGAAGGGCUUUGCUUUUUUAGUCUUACUUCCUGGAUUUAUUACUGAUAACAGAAGUUCACUGUUAUCUUCUACAUAUAACAAUUUUUACAUUAGUUAUGUAGUUGUUUUAUAGAAAUGUUUGUAUUUAUUUUUUAUUAUGAAAACAUGUAGACUUAACAUUUUUAUAUUGUUUAAUAUGUAAAAAACAUUAUUUAUCAUAAUAUGUGAUAAUAAUACUAACUUAUUUCAAAAAUGUCAUAUCUUAAAAUAUAACGUAUUUGAAUUAUAUUUACAUCAAAAUGUCUUAAAAAU
Messenger RNA from Daktulosphaira vitifoliae (grape phylloxera), 2627 nucleotides. RefSeq names its product fatty acyl-CoA reductase wat-like. The transcript has 9 exons. The record is from RefSeq and is a predicted model, not a curated record. Gene Ontology annotation, molecular function: alcohol-forming very long-chain fatty acyl-CoA reductase (NADP+) activity. Gene Ontology annotation, cellular component: peroxisome. Gene Ontology annotation, biological process: long-chain fatty-acyl-CoA metabolic process. The coding region runs from base 198 to 1844 and encodes 548 amino acids. Lineage: Eukaryota; Metazoa; Arthropoda; Insecta; Hemiptera; Phylloxeridae.